Molecule: messenger RNA, 3288 nt
Organism: Seriola aureovittata
Lineage: Eukaryota; Metazoa; Chordata; Actinopteri; Carangiformes; Carangidae
Gene: ackr4b
Product: atypical chemokine receptor 4b
Exons: 2
Coding region: 171-1286 (371 amino acids)
Biological process (GO): chemotaxis; immune response; G protein-coupled receptor signaling pathway
Cellular component (GO): membrane
Molecular function (GO): scavenger receptor activity; chemokine binding; chemokine receptor activity
Source: RefSeq, a predicted model, not a curated record
AAUGGGGCGGGCUGAGGCAAAGAGAUCAGUCACUUCAGUCCCGCAGUGCAUACAACUUUUCUCCUCAGGAUUCACAACAACUGCUUGUGUGUGAUUGGGGAAAAAAAAAAAAAAAAAUAAGGAUUACUAUCAUCAACCAAUCUCACUGAAGGAACAGACACAAGUGAAAAAUGGAAGAUUUCUAUUAUCACGAAGAGGAAGAAUCCAGCUUAAAUGACAGUUACGAUUACAGUUACGAACACAGUGUCUGUGACAAAGAGGCAGUGCGCUCUUUUGCCAGUGUCUUCCUCCCAGUAAUCUAUACCCUGGCUCUGGUGGUUGGUCUGGCUGGGAAUGCCCUGGUAGUGGUGGUCUACACAUCACGGAUGCGACUACGAACCCUGACAGAUGUGUGCAUCCUAAACCUUGCCAUUUCAGACCUCUUGCUUCUCUUCACCCUGCCCUUCUGGGCAGCUGAUGCUGUCCAUGGCUGGAAGUUGGGUACGGCAGCCUGCAAGCUCACCUCCUUCCUCUACAGUACCAACUUCAGCUGUGGCAUGCUGCUGCUGGCGUGUAUCAGUGUGGAUCGCUACCGUGCUGUAGCCCAAAAUCCAACAGGCAGGACUGGGACAGGUUCCCGGGUAAGGAGACAAUGGCUCCUGGUGUGUCUGGUUUUGUGGGCUGUAGCCAGCUUCCUGGGCCUUCCCGAACUUAUCUUCUCCACAGUGAAACACUCCCAUACCAGGGUGGCCUGUACUGCCGUCUACCCACACAGCAUGGCUCGACCUGCAAAGGCUGCCCUGGAGCUGCUGGAAGUCACUCUUAGAUUCUUGGUACCUUUCUUGGUCAUGGUCGUGUGCUACUGCUGGGUAGGGCGGGCGCUGAGCCAGGCAGCUGGGGUGCGAAGAGACCGGAAAUGGCGAACCCUGCGAGUCCUUCUGGCUGUGGUGGCCAUAUUCCUGCUCACCCAGCUGCCCUACAAUGUGGUCAAGCUGUGCCGAGCGAUGGAUGUUAUCUACAUCCUUGUUACCGACUGCGAUGUCAGCAAGGGCCUGGAUCAUGCUCUUCAAGUGACAGAGAGCCUUGCACUGACCCACGCUUGCAUUAACCCUGUCCUCUAUGCCUUCAUUGGAUCCUCCUUCAGGGGACAUGUCCUCAAGACUGCCAAGCGCCUUGGACAGCGACUCAAGAGACACCCAAGACACGUCAAUGAGGAGCCGGCAGUGGAGAUUUCACUCAACACAUGCACUCAAACGCAAUCCCAGUCUGGUUCAGAAGACCAAGACACAAGCACCUUCACUAUUUAAGCCUCAAAACACAUUUAUUUUCUCAUAAGCACCUGUACAAAAUUGUAUGUCUAUGUAUAUAUAUAUAUAUAUAUAUAUUUACACAUCUUUAUUAUCAUCCACGCUAUGUCAAUAACCAUAAUUAUAAAUUUUUAGUGUAACAAACAUACACUGUAUAUGUAAAGUGAGUCUAUAUGCACUAAACAAAGUAUUUUGUAUAAAUGAUUUUCAGACAGACAGACAGACAGACAGACAUGCUACUCUGGUUCCUCACGACAAGUCCAAUUCAACAUUACAGUCUACGCUGCCUCCAUGAGAUCAUCUGCAUCUCAUUUUAUUACAUCCUGUGGCUUUGGGUUGGGUUGAGGGGUUGUUUGAUUGCACAGCGGAUGACACAUUGAGAAAAGAAACAUUUGGCAGAUGAAGACAGAACAGCAAGGACUCCUCCAUGCUAUCAAACCAAUGCACAGUGCUGUGUUUCGUGAAGGAGCUUUAAGCAUUAAUGGUGUUUUUAAUCAAAUCAACCAUAUCUCUUUUUUUAUUUCAAUAAUAUGACCUUGAAAGAGCAAACGUUUUGUAGUGGAGUGCAAUCCAUAGAUUUAUAUAAUGACAUAACAUUUCAAAUGGAAUAUAAGUGCUCUCUCCAGACUACUAAAACUGGUGACUUUCAUCCUUUCCCCUUUGAAGUUACUCAAUGCCAUCAUAUAACAUUAUGCUCAAACUAACCCUAAUAUCAAAUGUAGGCUUAGGGUGUUGGAUGGCCACAGUUCAAAGAGUUGAUGGUGCAAUAUUCAAACUUGUUUACACUAGUAUGGCUAGUUUCCUGACCAUGUUUUAAAACCUCUAACCAUAACACAAUGUCAUUGUUUACCAUUCUUUCCAUUUGCUUUCAGCUUUGGACAAAUGCAUGAUGUAAUGAAUGUAAUUUGCUGUACCUGUUAGUCAGCCUAUUUCCCCCCAUAAUACCUUACAGUUCGGAUAUGUGGGAGCUGGAUACUGUUCAUACUAGGCGUGUCUGAGCAGAGACACAAAAAUUAGGUUACACUUUCAACAGUCUCUAAGUAGAGGAGUGACUGGUAACCUUGGUAAUGCAUGCAAGUUGCAUGUCACAAGACUACUGGGAUAAACAAGGAAGUUAUAAAUCUUGUGUGACCUCACUUAGUUACAUAUCAACAAGCAUUUCAUUGGAAUUCAUUAUGUUCUAGCCCAGAUGUACAUUGGCUUUUUUCUCAAACAGGAAAUGAUAAAGUAAGUAUUGGCAGGCAGUACAUGUCUCACCAUUAAACUAUAACAUCAAAUGAUGAUUAUUUUACUUAAUGAUCUUAAGUUGCCCUAAAGAAAGCCAAAAUUAUUAAGAUGAUUCCAUUUCACAAACAACUACUAAUAAUGUUAUACAUGUGUACAUUAUCUGUGCUUUUAUGUGUAUUUGGAAAUACACAUUCCUAUAGCUUAAAGAGAAAAGACUGAAGGUCUGGGAAUAAUUUCAAUACAUUUUCAAGCCUAUUCGGCAGUCUUAUAGCUUCCACACCACAGAGGUGCACUAACAACAUCUGUAAACCCUCCAGUCUCACUGCUCAGAGUUUGCCACAAACAACUUUAGAGAAAAGGGGAAAACAAUGAAGAAAACUGUAUCAUUUCAGGUUAUAGGCAACAUUUACCCAAGUGGAUAGGACUAUAUUUCCAGUAAGUUUAAUUCGAUACCAAGUAGCAGUCAUUCCAAAGAAAGCUACUACAAUGUAAUGUGGGAACUGUUGUGUAAUUAUGAUAAUGGCAUACAGCAUAAAAACCAAAGAUGAGAAUUCUUCACUUUCCGUUUCUCUUUGGGAAAAACUUUAUAAACAAAUUCUCCUUUAGGGGAAUCGUGAGGGCUGCCAAAUCCCUUGGACAGCUGCUGGGAAACACCAGUAACACGUCAAGGAGCUGGCAGUGGGCGCUACAUUUUGAUACUUGGAAAGAACGAGUUACCAUAGCAAAACAUUUUCCUUUAACGUAAUUUCAAUUAAAAAAAACUAAAGAAAAAACA